AUGAACGCCAGUUCAUCACAAAAUAUAACAUUUGUGCGCCCAGAGCACUUUUUCAUUACUGGACUUUCUGACAUACCUAACAGCAGAUAUUAUUUUAUUAUUUUUAUUUUUGUAUAUAUUAUAGCAGUAUGUGCAAACUCAAUCGUCCUUUUUACAAUUUUAACAGAAAAAUGUCUGCACAGUCCUAAAUACAUGGGGAUCUUUAAUUUAGCUCUGGCAGACUUUGGUGAAACAAAUGCGAUGAUCCCAAACAUGUUAAAAACAUUUCUUUUUGAUUCACCGUACAUUUCUUACGGCGCUUGUUUGGCCAACAUGUUUUUUGUUUUUUUCUUUCUCACCGGACAGACUUUAACUCUGGCUGCUUUGGCAUAUGAUCGUUUCGUUGCCAUUUGCUUACCCCUGAGAUACCAUGCUAUUGUUACUCACUCGUUUAUGACUGCAGUUAUUACAGCAAUGUGGUCAAUUAAUGCUGUGGUUAUAAGCGCAAUGGUGGGUUUCAUAACACGACUUUCGUUCUGUAAAACCAAUGAGAUAAGAAGCUUUUUUUGUGACCAUGGACCAGUUUACAGACUUGCUUGUAAUGAUAAUAGCAUAAAUAACAUGUUUGGCCAGGCAUGUACUGCAGUAUAUUUUUAUGCACCUUUUAUUGCCAUAGUCUUAUCAUAUUUAGGAAUUAUUUUAGCCUUGAUUAGGAUAACAACCUGGGAGGCUCGGCUUAAAGCACUGAAAACUUGUGCCUCUCAUCUGAUAAUAGUAGGAAUAUUUUUCCUUCCUACAUUAGGUACAUACACAGCUGCUCUGUAUUUCACCAUCCAUCCUAAUGCUCGAAUAAUCAAUACUUCCAUAUCAAUGACCAUUUCGCCCAUGUGUAAUCCCAUCAUUUAUGUCUUAAGCACACAGGAAUUCAGAUGUGUCAUAAUAAAAAUGGUAAAAAGGAAACUUUCCAUGAAUGCCAGGGCACAAAUGAUUACAAUCUGA
This is a messenger RNA of Trichomycterus rosablanca, 978 nucleotides long. RefSeq names its product olfactory receptor 1M1-like. The record is from RefSeq and is a predicted model, not a curated record. Gene Ontology annotation, cellular component: membrane. Gene Ontology annotation, molecular function: olfactory receptor activity; odorant binding; G protein-coupled receptor activity. Lineage: Eukaryota; Metazoa; Chordata; Actinopteri; Siluriformes; Trichomycteridae. Gene Ontology annotation, biological process: G protein-coupled receptor signaling pathway; detection of chemical stimulus involved in sensory perception of smell. The coding region runs from base 1 to 978 and encodes 325 amino acids. The transcript has a single exon.